Rhodotorula graminis WP1 is the source of this 553-nucleotide messenger RNA. RefSeq lists its product as uncharacterized. Lineage: Eukaryota; Fungi; Basidiomycota; Microbotryomycetes; Sporidiobolales; Sporidiobolaceae. Gene Ontology annotation, biological process: translation. Gene Ontology annotation, cellular component: ribosome; mitochondrial large ribosomal subunit. Gene Ontology annotation, molecular function: large ribosomal subunit rRNA binding; structural constituent of ribosome. The transcript is spliced from 4 exons. The record is from RefSeq and is a predicted model, not a curated record. The coding region runs from base 13 to 423 and encodes 136 amino acids.
CACUCGCUCACCAUGCUCGGCCUGAAGGCAACGAUGAGCAUCAUCGACAACUCGGGUGCGCUCGUCGCCGAGUGCGUCAACGUCCUCAAGACGAAGACUGGCCACGGCAUGGCCCGCAUCGGUGACGAGAUCGUCGUUGUCGUCAAGCGCGCGCGGCCCAACCCGCUCAACGGCCCCGGCGCGAGCGCCUCGUCGUCGGCGCCCAAGGUCCGCCGCGGUGACGUGCGCCGCGCCGUCGUCGUGCGCACCAAGUACCCGACGCGCCGACCCGAUGGGCGGUACGUCCGCUUCGACGACAACGCGGCCGUCCUCGUCAACAACAAGAAGGAGAUGAUCGGGAACCGCAUUGGCGGCGUCGUCGCGGCAGAGCUGAGGAGUCGAGGCUGGGGCAAGAUCGUCAGCUUGGCGCCCAAGGUCGUCUGAGCAGCGGCGCUGAAGGUCUGAGCGGGCACGAGGGUCGAUGAGUGGUCGAGGAGGGGCCAGGAGGGGCACACGAGGACGCACAUUGUCUGUACCACCACUUGCACUUUCGACUUUUCCCUUCUAUCCUCUC